CUGCAACUUGGCAACAAACAACUACAAGCAUGGGAAUCGAACUGGCGAAGAUGCUAUCUUGCUCUGCUGGCCACGCUACUUUAGAGGAGAACGGCUCGCUGUUUUAUGAAUUGUCUGACCCAUCAUGAAAUCUUUUCAGCUGUCAGCGGCUAGAACCAUCAUUAAAAGCGUUUCCUCAUGUGGCGUUUCCGAAAUUGUUGCAUGUUCAGCUCCCUGCAUCUUCCUGUUGUUCUCCUGGGACCUGCAGUUCAGAUCAAACUUCACAGGCCGAUCCGUUCCCCUCCUCUCCUGGAAGCCCCUGCAUGUCCGACGGAGUCUUUUGGGCCGUCCUCUGAGACCUGGGGGAGCUACACCGCCGGGUGAGGUGAGGCAAUGGGUCGGUCGUACCUGCCUGCCUCUUCUGUUUUUUUUUCAGCGUUCAGUUACUAGGUGCUCGGGCAACGCAACGACGCGCGGAUCAGCCAAGGGCCUGGAACAUCUUUUCCAAGCUCGGUAA
Podospora bellae-mahoneyi is the source of this 496-nucleotide messenger RNA. RefSeq lists its product as uncharacterized. The record is from RefSeq and is a predicted model, not a curated record. The transcript has 2 exons. Lineage: Eukaryota; Fungi; Ascomycota; Sordariomycetes; Sordariales; Podosporaceae. Bases 125 to 496 code for a protein of 123 amino acids.